Molecule: messenger RNA, 853 nt
Organism: Eutrema salsugineum
Lineage: Eukaryota; Viridiplantae; Streptophyta; Magnoliopsida; Brassicales; Brassicaceae
Product: protein FANTASTIC FOUR 1
Exons: 1
Coding region: 56-853 (265 amino acids)
Source: RefSeq, a predicted model, not a curated record
CAUCUACUCUGUUUUUGCUUUGUUUCACUCUCUUAAGUCUUAACACAGCGAAAAAAUGUCCGUGAUUGUUCGCCAAGCUUACGAACAUCUUCCCAAGAAGCAGAUGAGCCAAAAUGCUGACGUGUGUGGAUGGAGUUUCCUGCAGACUCUCACUGAAACCAGAAGCAUUGUCCGGAACAGAGAAGACGACGACACAAAGAAAACACCUUACGUCCAUCCAACUGAUCAGAAGCGGUCCGUAGCUAAGCUGAGCCUUGAGAUGUGCACAGAGAGUCUCGGGACUGAGAAUGGGAGUGAGAGUGGAGACGAGAUGAUCUCGUUGCUUGCGCUUAAAGCAACCAAUAUCCCAAUGGUUCCUCUUACCAUGAAACCUCAAAAAGAAACUAACUUCUUUACGGUGUGUGAAAAGAGAUUUUUUCCUCCGCCGUUAAACUCCGUCAACGAAUUUAACGGUAGCCGUAUGGUGAAAUCGUAUACAGAAGACGGUCGUCUUGUAGUUCAAGCAAUUAGGGUUUGUUCACCACCUCGUUGCUUUGUAUCUGAACGUUGUGAAGGAAGGCUUCGUCUCUGUUUAUCGGAGAAUUCAUCGGUUAGCCACGACGGAGAUAAAUUGCUUGAAGAAAAUGAAUCCGAAUCAGAAGCUCGCGACGAAGAUGGAGAUGAAGAGAAUGAACAAGAAGACGAUGCAGAAGAAGAAGAAGAAGGAGAGGGCAUUGUGGGUAAUAAUGAGAAUUUUGAGGGCGAAAUUGGAUAUAAGAAAUUUAAAAGGCCAAGAAAGAGAUGCAAUGAAAAUGGAUGCGAGCCUAAAACCAUGCAUAACUGGAAGCAGCGACAAUUUUGGUUGACUACUUAA